AAGCAUACUAAUUCUGUUGUUAAACACCUAGCGUUACGAUAGAGCACAGUAUUCAACUUUGACUUGAAAAACAAACAUGGCUCCCGUUGCCAUCGACCCUCGCAUUGUAGACGUUGCAGUGCCCAAAAGGGACACCCUUGGUCUUCCGGAAUCUGCAAAAGCUCGCCUUGAAAAGUCAGGAAUUGAUCUGAGCGAGGGAUAUCCCUAUAGGCCGUCGCGCCCUCUUUACCUUGACGAUGUCUACAAGAUCAGAAAUGAGGAUCGCCCCCAUGUAGACCCUGGCACUCGUGCCGAUCCCGCAAAAAAAGCACUUCUCUCUGCGGCAAAGGAAGUGAUCCAUCUAACAAAUCAUAUUGGUACGGAGAUUGUCGGUCUUCAACUCAAGGACCUGACAGAUCAGCAAAAGGAUGAGCUUGGUCUACUCAUCGCCGAGCGAAGCGUUGUCUUCUUCCGGGACCAGGAUAUUUCUCCGCAACAACAGAAGUCCCUUGGAGAGUAUUUUGGCGAGGUUGAAGUUCAUCCACAAGUACCCCAGGUUCCGGGCGUUCCUGGAGUGAGUGUAAUUUGGCCUGCCCUUCAAGCAACCGAAAACCCAGCCAGCUUUCGCCGGCCAGGAGGAGCAUCCCGGUGGCAUACCGAUCUCGUACAUGAGAGACAGCCUGCUGGAGUGACACAUCUUCAUAAUGAUACCGUCCCGACAAUUGGAGGAGAUACCCUUUGGGCUAGCGGGUACGCUGCCUACGAGAAGCUCUCGCCCGCUUUCCGCAAGAUUAUUGAUGGCAAAACCGCCAUCUACCGCUCUGCUCACCCUUAUCUCGACCGUGAGAAUCCCGAAGCCGGGCCACAGUAUGUUGAGCGCGAACAUCCUCUCGUACGUGUCCACCCGGCUACGGGAUGGAAGGCACUUUGGGUGAACCGAGCUAUGACCAGCCGGAUUAUCGGUCUGGAUAAGGCAGAAAGCGACUUGAUUCUGGGGUACUUGUACGAUGUCUAUGAGAAGAAUCCCGACAUUCAAGUGCGUUUCAAAUGGAGCCCACGGACUAGUGCCCUGUGGGAUAACCGGUAUGUGAUACUUCCCAUCCCGUAACUUCUGGUCCAAAAGCUCAUUCUUCCACAGAAUCACGAUUCAUAACGCGAGCUGGGAUUACGAGGGAUCGCAGCCCCGACAUGGAACUCGGGUGACUUCCUUGGCAGAGAAGCCGGUGUUUGACGCGAAUGCGCCGACUCGACGAGAGGCAUUGGGGUUGCUGGG
Messenger RNA from Penicillium brasilianum, 1252 nucleotides. The record is from the annotation of a GenBank genome assembly. NCBI's taxonomy places the organism in Eukaryota, Fungi, Ascomycota, Eurotiomycetes, Eurotiales, Aspergillaceae.